AUGUCAUGUCAUCCUAUAUUUACCUACUAUAUUAUUCUAUGUGUCUGUAACCCCCCACUGUAAUGGUGCUUAUUUUCUGGAGGUUUACGUGCCAAAACCACGAUAUGAUUAUGAGUCACGCCGUAGUGUGGGACUCCGGAUUAAUUUUGCCCACCUGGGGUCCCUAACCGUGCACCUAUAAGUACAGCUAGGGUGUCCCAACUACAUGCACCAAGAUUUAGAAAUAUGCAAAUGCCACGUAGCAGGACAGAAUUAAAGUAAUGUUGUUUGCCGUCGCUUGGGGAUUCUCAAAUUAUCUUUUUAAUUUUGCCUAAUAAGAUAAUUAACCUUAACUAAUUAAUCAACUUCUCGAUUCUUAUAAUUAGAUUAAAGGUGUCAAUGAGAAAAUUGUGGAGCAACAUCAUGAACUUCCGAUACAGUUUUCUUUUGCUCAAUACGUGCUACAUAAAAUUGUUUUUCCGAGCGUGAAAGCAGCCCGCGAAUACAUGCAAAAUUGCCGCGCGACUGGCCGCUCUAGGCACUUUGCGUGUAUUCGCGGGAUGAACAAAAAGAAAAAAAAAAGAAAAGGAAAAGUUUGACCACAGACACACUGUAAAUGCUUUGAAGCAAGGUUUCGUGAAACACAAAAACUCGCACAGCACAUCAUGCCCUCUUUGGGAUCUCUGAAGAAAGACACGUUCCAAGAGUAUAUUUUCAACGAGAGCGCAGGUUAUCCCCAUUGUUCUCAACUCGACGCACAGUCUGCUAGUCCUAAAGCGGUUGAUCGCACGCGAUCUCCUCGGCCGACUCUGCUGUGCCGUUCACGGCUGCAACACUGUGCUCCACUUGCAGCCGGAGGCGUGGCCGGCAUGCUGCAGCCAUGGUGCAAACGGCGGCCUGGCGCCUGGAGCCCGUGCGCCAGCCGCCGGUCUCCUCCGCGGGCCGCGCACGCCGUCCUGGUGGCGGCGGCCGCCUGCUCGGCGUACGCCUCGUCGCUGGGUGUCGGACUCGUGUUCGACGACCUCGCGGCGGUCAAGGCCAAUCGGGACCUCAGACAGAGCACGCCCAUCGCCAACCUCUUCUUCAACGACUUCUGGGGGACGCCGCUUCGGAAGGAACAAAGUCACAAAUCCUACCGUCCACUGACAGUGCUGACGUUCCGACUCAACUUCGCUGUCCAUGGCCUCGAUCCGUUCGGCUACCACUUGGUGAACCUUCUCUUGCACGCCCUGGUGUGCCUCCUCUAUCACAGGAUGUGCCUGAUGCUCCUGCCGGGGUGGACGUCUCUGCUGGCGGCGCUGCUGUUCUCCGCCCACCCUAUCCACACUGAAGCUGUGACCAGUAUAGUGGGAAGGGCGGAGCUGCUUUCUGCAGUAUUCUUCUUGGGUGCCUUACUUUUCUACAUUCGACACGGAGCUAGUACUGCGGUCUGCAAAGAACAGACGAAUGGUCACUGGAGGCGUUGCCUAACUACGUUCGCUUUGGCAACGGCGGCGAUGCUUUGCAAGGAGCAAGGCAUCACAGUUCUUGCAGUCUGCUGCAUCUACGAGCUUGCUUCAUGUGCUAACCCCUGGAGCUCGUCGUGGACAACUACGUGGGGGGCACGGAAAGAUAGCCUCUACCGAGUAUUCACGUUGGCGUCGUUGGCGACUGCAGCAGUUCUGGCGCGCAUUCACUUAAACGGGCCCCACCUGCCUGCCUUCAACCGCUUCGACAACCCGGCAUCAGUGGCCCCGUCGCCGUCGCGCCAGCUGACCUACAACUAUCUGACAGCGUUGAACGCCUGGCUCCUAGUCUUCCCUAGUGAUCUCUGCUGUGAUUGGACAAUGGGAACAGUGCCGCUAGUGACGUCGCUGGCGGACGUGCGGAACCUCGGAACGAUCGCCCUUUACCUUUUCUUAGCGAUGGCUGCCAGGGCAGCGCUCCGAGCGGAUGAGCACCACCGAAAGCCAUUGCUUAUGGGACUGUCCUUGGCUUGCAUACCGUAUCUACCUGCGUCCAAUCUCCUGCAUCCUGUGGGCUUCGUUAUCGCCGAGCGGGUGCUCUACCUGCCAAGCCUAGGUUUUUGUCUCCUGGUGGCACAGGGUUUCAGCCUCCUCUGGCAGCAGCACAGGUUUCACGGAGCUUGGCUUAAACUGGGCGUCACCAUAUUGCUCCUUACCCACUUCACGAAAACGUUUCUUCGUAACUACGACUGGUCGUCCGAACAAGCCUUGUACCAGUCUGCGCUUCGUGUGAAUCCAAGGAACGCAAAAAUGUUGAACAAUCUCGGACAAGUCUUGGAAGCGUCCGGAGCAUUCGAAGAAGCGCACGCUCACUUCACUCGGGCUAUCAGGGCUGAGCCUGACGACAUCCGUGGCCAUCUUAAUUUGGGCAGGCUUUUGACAACUAUGCGCCACUACGAAAAAGCUGAAGCCGCUUUCGUGAAGGCAUUGAGCCUCCUGCCAAAGCCCGAGUCCAGCCAAUCCCCUAGCCUUGUGCGGGUCACUUCGAGCCACCUUCAAGUGUACCUCGACUUCGCGUUCUUGAUAGCGCAAAACAGCAGUCGGGUGGAUGAAGCCGACAGGCUGUACCAGGAGGCAAUCAGCCUCCGCUCAGACUUCACUGAUGCCUACUUAAACAGAGGAGAUUUCUUGCUUCGCAUGAACAGGACAAAGGAAGCAGAGGCUAUGUACGAGAGGGCUUUAGAAUUAGAUGAGAACAAUCCAGACUUGUACUACAACCUGGGUGUCAUCCUCAUGGACCAAGGCCGCAAUGAUGAAGCUAUGACUCUGUUUAACCGCGCGCUGGAGCUUGAUCCUGACCACGAGCAUGCCCUUCUCAACUCUGCCUUGUUGCUUCAGGAAGCAGGAUCUGCAAGUCAGAAGAAAGUGGCCAAUGAAAGGUUGGAGAAAGUCGUCCACAGUGGAAAGAGAGACGAACGGGCCUACUUUCAUCUGGCCAUGCUGGCGCUUGACAAAAAAGAUCCAGUCGCCGCUGAGAACUGGCUGCGCAAGGCUGUACUGGUGCAGCCCAAGCUGCGAAGCGCUCUCUUCAACUUGGCGUUGCUCUUGUCGGAGCAGCAACGACCUAUGGAAGCCAUGAGGUUCCUGAAAGAUCUCCUAAAGUACCACCCGAACCACAUCAAGGGCUUAGUACUGCUCGGAGACAUCAACGUCAAUCACCUCAAGGAUUUGGAGGCAGCCGAAGAGUGCUACCGCAGGAUCCUGGCCCUGGACCCGGGCAACGUACAAGGCUCGCACAACCUGUGCGUCGUGUACGUGGAGCGCGGGGAGCUAAGCCGAGCCGAGCGCUGCUUCAAGCACGCCACCACGCUGGACCCGAACGCCACGUACAUCCGCAAGCACCUGCAGGUCACGCAGACGCUGCUCCGGAACCGCUCGGUGGACGCGGAGCGCCGCUCAGGCGCUGCCCUCGCUGCGUCGGCGCCGCAACCGCCCGUCCUGCAGCCGUUCGCUGCCGCCGCCGCCGCUGCGUCGGCUUCCAACGCGCAGUGACUGUGGCCGGCCAGCAGCGGCAACCUUUCUGGCAAGAGCCGUGCGCCGUAGAAUGCGCUCCGAGACUGUGCACACGGUUCCACGGGAGAGCGCGACCAACGUUUGAGACUGUUGGCCAGCCAACGCGGUUGAAGGGUCCACCGCCACGCACCGUCGUCGGUGAUCGCCCAGUGGCGACAGCUGCGAGUGCCCUCGAAUUGUCUCUGACGGUGUUUUGCAAGGGGCAUCUGCGAGCAUUCCUGGUGACUUGUGCGCGCCGUUGGCUUUGCGCGAGGACCUCCCGCGACACUAUGACGCUUGUGCGACGACCUCCAGAUACAGAAGGCGAAGUGGAGGGAGGAAAGUCAUUUUUUAGUGGUUGUACAAAAGCCACUCUAGCUGCAUUUUCUUUUUUCGUUUUGCUCCGAGAAUGUAAUUGUGCAUCUUGCUGCACGGUGAUACUUACAGUGGCACAUUCCUCAGGUUACAGGUCGUACAGUUAAACGAGUGGCGUAUUCGUUGCUUGUCAGUAGGAGCGAGUGGCUCACCAUGCCUGUUGAAAGUAUGUGUUGUAAAGGCUGAACUGUGAAAUGAUGUGUCAAAGGUAGGCUGUUUUCUGACUUCGGUUGAGGGAGAGAGUACAUGAACACUGUCAGCCUUCGUUAUAGAAUCGAAUAUUUUCGUCCAGACAAUAUGUAAAAAGCAAGUUCCUAAAUCUUAUGGUAAACCGGCUGCACGAUUAGCUCGUUUUAAAGAGUAAGAAGAACCUUUCUUUUUUUUUUUUAGUCAAGAUAUUGAUAUGUUAUAUAACCCCCUGACAUAAAAAUAUUUUUUGUAAUUGAGAUAAGGGGCGCUAUAACGUAAAAUGAUUCCAAACUCCUGACGUCAAAUUUACGUAACCACCGACGCAAGCAUCAGGCGGUGACCCGCAGCGUUCUCUGAACAACCCAAUCAAACACUCUCCUCGUUUAGAGGAGGUCACCUUUGUUCGCUUUCGAAACCAAUAACAUUGUCUACGCUCAGAGCUCGGUAUUCAGCGGUUUUUCUUAUCUAAUUGGCUGACGAGAGGCGAGGAGCAUGCUCUAGUGGAGAGGGUUUUGAUGGGGCCGAGCCAGCACAGUGAAAAUAGAUAACCGCAUGAAGAGGGUGGUGCCGGCUUCUCCGAUUGGUCCGCUUCGCCUUGCUUAGGUUGCGGUGGCUUGUCGAAAAUCGCGGCGGCGUGCAACGGAAGAAUAAGAAUGCCGCUAAAACGGAUCCUCAGCAAGGAAGAGUUGACAGCGUGAUGUCGUAUGAUGCCGAAAUGGCUCGAUAACGUUUUACUGCCACGCAAAAAGGUUUAUCAUGCGCAAAUAAAUACAUGCUCACCGGCUGGUGCGAGUAGCGAGGGCCUGAGCGAUCGGCGGGCAGCCAUCUUUUAUUCCUUUCGGAACGCGGCAGUCUGUGGCUAUUCAGAAAAUUUUCAGUUUUGUUCGGCAUAUUAAUGCAUUUUUUUCGCGUACACGUCACUUUGACGUGGUGAGUUUUCGCGGUUUUGUGACGUCGCGUGACAGUCAGGCGAAGUGGGCGUAGCCAGAAAACAUUGGACCAAUAGCAGAGGGCUAAUGUUGAAGAGGCGUCGAAUCAGAAAUUAUUAUUUUUCUUUUGCGCGGUUUAAUCAUGCAUAAUCAGUGUGUACGCGUUAUAUCAGAUGGGGAGCUAUCGCGGUUUUCGUGACGUCGCGUGACAGACAGGCGAAGUUGGGAGUGGCCCGAAAAUGUUUUGACCAAUCGUGGAGGCUGAUUGCAGAAAUUGGAAUCAAAACAGUUUGGAAUCAUUUUACGUUAUAGCGCCCAAGGUCUCUUUUUGUUGCGUUAACUUGCAUGCAGUAAUACGAAAGAGAAGUGUCACACCAGCUUCGUGUAGUAAAUGUGAGGCAUCGGCAAUUUAUGAGCCAUGAAUAGCUUAUUUAUGGCUCACUGAAAAAUAUUGACAUUGCUUGCAAAAUCGCCAAGAAAGCACUGAUCUUUUGCAUUGUUUUACGCGUGGACGUGUUGAAAGACGGUGAUAUCGUCACAUUGGUCUUACAGAACUAUAUUGUCAAAUUCAUCAUUGUACAGCGUAAUAUCCUGCGUUAACGUAAAAUAAUUUCGUAGGUUAUCCUCAGCGCGAGUGCUAAUGAUGCGCAUAAUUCGAUCUUCUGACUUCAUUCACGGACACAGCAAGAAAACCUGCUCGUUUCUUGAAAUGAAUUUGCUUUUAAUUUUAAAGGGAACAAUAAUAAUCCUCAUCCACACAGUCUAUAUGGCCGCAAUUUAAGCCUCAGCGCUGCAUGCUUAAAUAACUAAAAUAUCCUCAUUAUUCAUACCAAGUGCCAAAUUAGAUGUAUGUCAAGAAAGAAUGAAUAAUCUUUUUUUUUUUUGCACACUGGUGCUUCGAUGCUUAUUCAUAGAACUAAGUAAUGUUAAAUGCCUCCUGCAAUUUCACUAUAAACGUCAAUGAUGGUAUUCUGUGGUAGUAGCGCUACUGUUCAAAGCCGAACUGAAGCGUAUCUUCAUCAUUACCGUCCUAAGUUCUUAAUGGCUUAAUGAUAACAAAGGCUCCUGUUUGUCUCCUGUUAUUGUUUCCCAUUCAAUCAAGCAUCACAGAUUUUUAUUUGAUAUUCGCGUUUUUUUUUUUAUAGCUACUAAUCCUGAGACCCUGCAAGGCGCGCGUCAGCGCGCCUUGCAGGAUCUCAAUAAAGUUUUUUAACCAACCAACCAACUGUUUGUUUCAUUGUCGCUAGUCGCGGUAGUUCUUUUUUUAUCUACUCGUUACCGCCGUCACUAGAUGGAUGAUUUUGAUAAGCACGCUGCAUAAGCAAAAGAGUCAUUAACUCAUUUUCGUAUGUUGACUUUUAAUAGCGCAGUAGCUGACUGCGGAAUCGAACAAAAUAGUCGAAAUGCGGGCUGUAAAUAGAUGGUGUUCAAGAAAAAGAACGUGAUCAAGAAAUUGCGGUGAAUGAAUGUCACAGCGUGUAUAUUUGCACCUUGUAUUGCUGACCAGUACUUGUGUUCGCAGCCGCUAACGAGACAAGUGAUCUAUAUUUCGGCAACUAAAAGUCAAACAUUAAGAAAAAGCACGUAUUAAAAUAUAUACAUAUAUAUAUAUAUAUAUAAAUAUACAAAUAUAUUACGCUGUGCAUAUGCCGUUUGGAUACUACGAUGUGAGCGCCUGUACAUAACGCACACUGUAGCUUGUACAUACUAUAGGGUGAGUAUCGGACGGGCGUAUAUAUGAGAUGUGAAGUCGUUCUAUUUUGGAGUAUUGCGCAAACCACGACUCAACAUCAAACAGGUCUGUCUCUUGUCUGUGUGCGGCGCAUGUGUUAUGACUGGUGCUUCUCAAUGUACACUACAACAAGAAAGAAAAAAAGAACUAUCGUUAGACUGAUGAUGCGUAUGGAGGCUGUUUAGCGGACGCAGGCAUGCGAUGGAUUGUACAUAGAUAUACUGAGAAAGACACAAAGAAUUUUUCUAUUAACUCAAGUGUGAGCCAGAAAACUGUUUUAGGGACCACGGUGGCACUUAGAUAGAGCAAAACGUCGGCUCGGUAAGUCUCUGAUCUGCGCGCUCCGGGAUAAAUUCAUUGCUUCUGCAUUCCUUUCUUCACCCCCCCCCCCUUUUUUUUUUUUUUCCAGCAGCAGCCGCUUCCCUGGUUUGUGUUGCGUUGCGUGGACCGUCCGCUGUCGGCACUCGGUACCUUAAAUAUUGUCUAUGCCUGUAUGCUUGAGGUUUACGAAUGAUACUCGCCGCGUCAACUCGCCAAUGUGUGCACAAUAUUGCCGCUUUUUUGCACCCCCUCAUCCUAUUGCUUCAUGCUGUUUUGUGGUGCACGUAAUUGCCUUAUCGCCACCCCGACCCGCAACGUUGUCCCUUCCCGAGUUUGGAAAGGUUGUGUUUAUAUUGUUCUCGUGUGUUGAACGCUUGGGCGAGCGCUGUCGCCGCUUUGCGUCUGUAUUCUUGUUUCAAUUCAUGGCUGUCGGAUGCGUAAGGAAAGACUUGCGGUGUUGUUGUCGCUUGUGUUUUGGCGAAAUAAUACAAUAUACUUCGUAAUAAAGGCACACAUAAUGCUUUCACUCGACUGUUCCUUUUUCCUGUCUCCUCUCAAUUAAUAAACGAAACUCCGGUUUA
Messenger RNA from Dermacentor silvarum, 7603 nucleotides. RefSeq names its product protein O-mannosyl-transferase Tmtc3. Gene Ontology annotation, molecular function: mannosyltransferase activity; protein binding. Lineage: Eukaryota; Metazoa; Arthropoda; Arachnida; Ixodida; Ixodidae. Gene Ontology annotation, biological process: protein O-linked glycosylation via mannose. Bases 645 to 3476 code for a protein of 943 amino acids. The record is from RefSeq and is a predicted model, not a curated record. The transcript is spliced from 20 exons. Gene Ontology annotation, cellular component: endoplasmic reticulum.